Molecule: messenger RNA, 3154 nt
Organism: Notolabrus celidotus (New Zealand spotty)
Lineage: Eukaryota; Metazoa; Chordata; Actinopteri; Labriformes; Labridae
Gene: cnot6l
Product: CCR4-NOT transcription complex, subunit 6-like
Exons: 12
Coding region: 138-1793 (551 amino acids)
Biological process (GO): nuclear-transcribed mRNA poly(A) tail shortening
Cellular component (GO): CCR4-NOT complex; cytoplasm; nucleus
Molecular function (GO): poly(A)-specific ribonuclease activity; protein binding
Source: RefSeq, a predicted model, not a curated record
CUGGCGGACCGAGCGGAAGUGACGUUUGUUGUUCUUGUCGUUUGAGACGUUCAGGGUCUGAUGGGUCCUUCAGUCCUUUUAUGUCUCCUCAGAUCCUCUCCUUAAAUCCUACCGGCCCCGAAUGAAGAUUAACAGGUAUGCCAAAAGAAAAAUAUGAUCCUCCCGAUCCUCGUCGAUGUUAUACCAUCAUGUCAGCCGAGGAGGCGGCCAACGGGAAGAAGUCUUACUGGGCCGAACUCGAGAUCUCAGGUCGUGUUCGCAGUCUCAGCAGCUCGUUAUGGACGCUUACUCACCUGACGGCGCUUCACAUCAAUGACAACAACCUGACCCGCCUCCCCCCCGACAUCGCCAAACUGCCUCACCUGGUUUACCUGAACCUGUCCUCCAACAAGCUGCGCAGCCUGCCUGCCGAACUCGGCAACAUGGUCUCUCUCAGGGAAUUACUUUUAAACAACAAUCUGUUACGAGUCCUGCCUUAUGAACUCGGGAGACUCUUCCAGCUUCAGACCCUGGGACUCAAAGGAAACCCUCUGUCCCAGGACAUCCUGAACCUGUACCAGGAACCUGACGGAACCCGAAAACUACUCAACUACAUGCUCGACAAUCUGGCAGUCCAUCCUGAGCAGCUUCCUCAGAGACCGUGGAUUACUCUGAAGGAGAGAGAUCAGACAAGUCCAACAGCUGUGUUCACAGUCAUGUGUUAUAACGUGUUGUGUGAUAAGUACGCCACGCGACAGCUGUAUGGUUACUGUCCAUCCUGGGCGCUCAGCUGGGAGUACAGGAAGAAAGGCAUCAUGGAGGAGAUCACACACUGCGACGCUGACAUCAUCAGUUUACAGGAGGUGGAGACGCAGCAGUACUACACUCUGUUCCUAGAAACCCUGAAGGAUCGUGGGUAUGACGGGUAUUUCUGUCCGAAGUCUCGAGCUAAACUCGUCUCUGAGGCUGAGAGGAAACAUGUGGACGGCUGUGCUGUUUUCUUCAAAACACAGAAGUUCACUUUGGUUCAGAAACACACAGUCGAGUUCAACCAAGUUGCCAUGGCGAACUCUGAGGGGUCAGAGGUCAUGCUGAACAGAGUCAUGACCAAAGACAACAUUGGGGUCGCCGUGCUGCUCGAGGUCAACAAAGACAUUUUCUCUGAAGGUGUGAAGCCUCCUCAGGAGAGGCAGUUGGUCUUGGUUGCAAACGCACACAUGCACUGGGACCCUGAAUUUUCUGAUGUCAAAUUGAUCCAGACGAUGAUGUUCCUCUCUGAGCUAAAGAGCAUCGCUGAGCGUACUUCGGGUUCCGUGGCAGCCGGCUCUCCCUCCUCGGACCCGUCCUCCAUCCCGAUUGUCCUCUGCGCCGACCUCAACUCUCUUCCUGACUCUGGUGUGGUGGAAUACCUGAGCAAUGGCGGUGUGGCUGACAACCACAAGGACUUCAAAGAACUCCGCUACAACGAAUGUCUGAUAAACUUCAACUGCAACGGAAAGAACGGCAACUCAGACGGCAACAUCACCCACAACUUCCACCUGAAGAGUGCGUACGACGGCAACCUGAUGCCUUACACCAACUACACCUACGACUUCAAGGGCGUGAUCGACUACAUAUUUUUUUCGAAGACUCAUCUGAGCGUGCUCGGCUUGAUGGGACCCCUGGACAGCCAGUGGUUGAUGGAGAACAACAUCACCGGCUGCCCCCACCCCCACAUCCCCUCAGACCACUUCUCUCUGUUAGCUCAGCUGGAGCUGAAGGCCCCCCACCCUCCACCCUCCCUGAAUGGGCUUCACCUGCCGGUCCACAGGUAGUGCAACCAAAGAGGACCGGCCACUUCCUAUCCCCACCUCCAACACUGCCCCCCUCACCUCCAGAUUUAUAUACAAACCCCCUUCCUGCAGGUUUUUAUAGCCCCUCCCCCCAGGUUUAUAAGCCCCUCCCCCAGGUUUAUAAGCCCCUCCCCCCAGGUUUCCCCACCUGCUGUACAGGAUCACGUUAACACAUCCACAGGGAGUGAAGUAUUGGCCUGAGUGUUGCUCGUGUUUUUGCACACUGAAAAUGUUUUCUAUCUUUCUCUCUUUGAAGGGAGACGUUUAAACUCAAACUUACAAACAGGUGUUUUUAUUUACAGGGGUCACAGUAAACUGUGAAGACUCUGAUCAGUGACUCUGAUCAGGGGAUGAAUGUUUUUACCAAAGGAUCAAUACUACAUUUCGUUUGUUAUUUGUGGUGAUUUCAGUGAAUACAGACUUUUUACUUGGUGUCACAUGAUUAGUUUGAAGCCCUUUAUAUAAAUGUUACCUCAGGGCUAUGCUAUGCAUCAGACAUACCUCUCAAAGACUCCCACAGUCAAAACCAAACAGAAAGCUUUUAUUCUGAAAAUCCUGUAAGCACAGGAAAUGUUAGUUUGUGUUUUUGUUUGUGAGUUUUUAAUGAAGCUAGCUUUCAGACACUAACAUCAAAGAGUUUAAAAUGUUUAAGGAUGAAAAAGAUAAAAUUUAUUCAACAUUUGAAAAGUAUAGAUGAGCUGAGUGACUCAAACAGCCAGUGGAAGUCGUGAUGGACGGAUUCGGUCUGAAACCUCACUCGUCCUUGAUAAAUGUCGGGGUCUCCUUGAGUCUGCCUCACUGUGUUUGUGUUUAUUGAACCUCUGUCGUAGACUCAGACGUUGUUCAGAUUGAAUCAGAUUCAUGUUCACUGUGUUCAGUGUUUUGAAGUGAAGCCAUGAUUUCAGGAUAAGUGUCGGUACAAUAGAAACAUUGAAACCUCAUCAGGAUCUGUUGAAAGCUUCCUGGACGGCAGUAAUUUCAGCUUUGCUCCAUUUGCACAUAAUUUAUCUGUCAUUCACGAAGCUCCUAUUUAAUUUAACGUCAGAGCAUUUUCAGGCUUAUACUUCACUCCUGAACUCACCUGUCUGUUUUUAAAUUUAAAAAAGCCUUUUACUAAAAUCUGUGAGGAGAAAGAAAGCUCAGACUUAAAGAACUGAUCCUCUUCCUCAAAGAUGUUUUUAUUUCUAUGAUGAUGAACUCCAUCUGUCCUCUCCGAGAAACAAAGCGUCUCUGUUUCUGAACUUUCUCUGUCUGAAACCAACAUGCAGUCUUUGAUGGUACUUUGUACGAUUCAGUUUUACAGAAUUUUUGAGAAAAAAAGAUAAAUGUCAGGUUUAAAAGCU